Venustampulla echinocandica is the source of this 537-nucleotide messenger RNA. RefSeq lists its product as uncharacterized. Gene Ontology annotation, biological process: protein phosphorylation. The record is from RefSeq and is a predicted model, not a curated record. The transcript is spliced from 3 exons. Gene Ontology annotation, molecular function: protein kinase activity; ATP binding. Bases 1 to 537 code for a protein of 178 amino acids. NCBI's taxonomy places the organism in Eukaryota, Fungi, Ascomycota, Leotiomycetes, Helotiales, Pleuroascaceae.
AUGUCAAUCUUGAUCACUCUUACAGUGCACCGACCACAAGCUUCUCCCACUACUAAAGACGUCAGCUAUACGGAUCCUUCGAAAGAGCCGAUCGAGCCAAAGACAGACGAACUCCAAGCUUUAAUAUACACCCUCGUAGCUGGAACCUCCAGUAAUCUCAUUGGAGUUGGCGUUUUCACCCAUCUUUACGAUCUCGGCGACAGAAGAGUACGCAAAGGUCCUGCUCCUGAUCUCGACAACCUUGACCUUGCUAUAAAACCAGUUCGAAGAGAAGGCGAAAGCCACAGCCACCUUGGCGAUUAUCCCCGAGUAAUCAAAUGUCUUGCGAAGGAGAAUCUAUUUGUAGACCUUAAGUAUGCUCCACAUGGCCACGUCGAGAGCUGUUUAAAAAGCCACUGCGAUACAUCGGAGGAGUGUCGCAUUCGAUUCGCACAGGAGGUUAUAGAAGCCGCAGUGUUCAUCGACAGUAGAGGCAUUAUUCAUUCCGACCUUGCUGCCUGCCAGUUUCUCCUCAAUGACACCCUCCAUGUUGAUUAG